Messenger RNA from Purpureocillium takamizusanense, 2472 nucleotides. RefSeq names its product Aquaporin-1 (gene AQY1). Gene Ontology annotation, cellular component: plasma membrane. Gene Ontology annotation, biological process: transmembrane transport. The transcript has 2 exons. Gene Ontology annotation, molecular function: water channel activity. Lineage: Eukaryota; Fungi; Ascomycota; Sordariomycetes; Hypocreales; Ophiocordycipitaceae. Bases 956 to 2173 code for a protein of 405 amino acids. The record is from RefSeq and is a predicted model, not a curated record.
CGCCACUUGGAACCCGGCGGCUUUCUCGGGAGGCCAUUGGCUGCGCGGGGCUGAUUAGAAUUCGAAGCCUAAGAGGGGUACUACCGGCUGUUUGGAACCGUUGUAUGGCGACAGGAAAAAAUUAGACUUUGGCAACCUGCCACAAGCGAGCGCCCCGCGCCAGCGCCGUUUCGUGUAAAGCUAGUCGAACUCAACACCAAGUUACGAGGCUCGUGGCCAACAGCACCCGCUACAGCCCUCUGCCUAAAGCACGGGAGGCGGCACGCUUUUCGCUCUGUCAGAGGGCCUUGGGGAAACUGUGCCCGAUGGGGCUCUGGCGCGCAUCAUUGAGUUCCGUCCGCCGGUCGAUGGCUUCGUUUUCGUUACACACGUUUGGCCGUCGUCCGGUUGGUGAUCUUGGUGAGUAUGUGGCGCGAGCUCUCCCCCGAGCCUCCCGUGCCGCUCGCGCGUAUCCGUUUGGGGGGGGGGGGGGGCAAAGGGGACCGCAAUCAGGAAUAACGGAGGAUCCUGUAAGUCCAAGGAGCUCCAAACAAAGGCGGACAAGCAACAGGAUGAACGGCCUGGAACUCGGCGAUGGGCUCAUGUUCAGCUUGGGAGGGUAUCGGAAGGUGCCGGGACAUGGAUAGGGCGGCCCGCUGGGUUUUAGGCAGGUCCUCUGCCUCCUCAGCUGCCGUGGGCAGAACCCUGAGCUUGGCAUGUCUCCUCGAAAAGGGUCCGUUCCCGUGGUCAAGGUUUUUGGCACCCCGUAUCGCGGCAGGCCGGAUUCGAUCCGCCGGCGUACGCGCCCAUCUCCGGGUCAGUGCUCUGCGAGAAGAGCUUGAACUGUUCCGGACAGCUGAAAAGUUAGCGACCUUUGGCUUCCCGCACCUCGAUGGGGUCAAGCUUAUGACAGGAGAGGGGGGGCAAUGGAAGGACUAGACGGCUGGCGGCCGAGGUGCCGGUUCUCUGGGAGUUGAUGAGUAUAUCUAUGAGCUUUCCCGACCCUUGGCCCGACGUGCCCAUUGCUCAUAACGUUGUGUUGAGCGCUUCCCCCCCCUCCCCUAUCCGACCGACGCAAGUCCAAUCAUAUCCAGCCGUGAGCUCUCCGGCAGCAAGUAUCAACACCGCAAACUCAACGAUCAAGAUGGGCGAGAAGAAGACUAGGACCCUCCUGGACCGCAAGAACCGGUUCAACAAGGAUGGACGAGACCACGUGAUGCCGAGUGCCUACAGGAACCUCGCCGUUGUCAUCAUCGGCGAGUUCUGCGGCACCUUCAUGUUCCUCUUGCUGUCCUUCAUUGGCACGCAGGCGGCCGUGAACAACAACGACCCGAGCAACCCUGAUGCGGUGCUGGCGCCGUUCAGCCUCAUGUACAUUGCCGCUUCCUUCGGCGCCGCCAUCACCGUCAAUGUCUGGAUCUUCUACCGUGUCACCGGCGGCAUGUUCAACCCUGCUGUCACUCUGGGUCUCGUCCUCGUUGGUGCCGUCAAGCCCCUCCGCGGCCUCCUCAUCUUCCCCACGCAGAUUGUGGCCGGCAUCGCCGCCGCGGCCGUCACGGACGCGCUGCUGCCGGGCCCGCUGGGCGUCGCCAACAAGCUCAACAACAACACGAGCAUCUCGAGGGGUCUCUUCAUCGAGAUGUUCCUAACGGCGCAGCUGGUGCUCACCGUCUACUUCCUCGCCGUGGAGAAGCACCGCUCGACGUACCUGGCGCCCAUCGGCAUCGGCAUCGCCAUCUUCAUCGCCCACAUCUGCGGCACCAACUUCACCGGCACCGGCAUCAACCCGGCCCGCUCCUUCGGCCCGGCCGUCGUCACCAGCUUCACCGGCUACCAGUGGAUCUACUGGCUGGGACCCUUCUUGGGUGCGCUGCUCGCCUUUGUCCUCUAUACGCUGCUCAAGUGGCUCGACUACCGCACCGCCAACCCGGGGCAGGACGACACGGGCGACUUGGAGCAGGGCGGGCACCAGCAUCACCACGUGAACGGCGCCGAGGAGAAGCGACACACCAUCAACAGCGACGUUGGCACCUCGAGCGACCAGUACACGCUCAACAACCCGCACUCGCCCCCCAACACGGCACGCGACAGCUCUGCCCUCGGCGACGGAAUCCACGGGCCCAUGAGUCCCGCUCUGCCUGUGAGCCCGACGCACGCGACUCACGGCGAGCUGCGCUCGACCGCCCAGGUGUAAAGCAGUGUCGGUUGUCUGUCGGAGUGGCAGUCGUGCCCUCCCAAGGACAAAGCCGCAGAACUUCAACGGCGGAUUGACGAACAUCCAGACGCUUGUCGUCUUGGGUUGACUAACUACAGAUGGGGUUGGAUUAGAGUCGGCAUAGCCUGCCUUAUCGUAUGCAGAAAAGCGGCGUGUGACUCCCCCAGAUGGAACAGGCAUUCGGGUUGCCCCCCAAAACACCAAGUAAUUAUAGCAUGUAUAGGAUAGGAUAGGAUACUACCUUAAAACCUCCUUAAUGAACAGUAAUGUUGCCUCCG